Tachysurus fulvidraco (yellow catfish) is the source of this 1397-nucleotide messenger RNA. Its product is annotated as interferon-induced protein 44-like. NCBI's taxonomy places the organism in Eukaryota, Metazoa, Chordata, Actinopteri, Siluriformes, Bagridae. The coding region runs from base 108 to 1058 and encodes 316 amino acids. The record is from RefSeq and is a predicted model, not a curated record. The transcript is spliced from 8 exons.
AGAACAGCCCAUAAGGAGGCGGAGGAGCCCCCAACUGAUGCUAUAUAACUGGCACUGCUGAAAGCUGCAUUAGAUCUGUACAGCCAUAAACCAAAUAAUUGUAGAAAAUGGGACAAGAACAAUCAGCUCCACCUCCACGUCCACGUCCACGUCCACGUACACCUUCACCUCCACGUCUACGCACACCUAUAUUUUCACCUCCACCUCAACCUUCACCUCCCAAACCUGAAUUCGAUCGUCCAUGGAGGAAAAUGGCUUGGGGAGAAAAGGACAAAAUUGAACAGAAACUGAGGACAUUCAAGCCCAAGGGAACAAAUGCUCGGUUCGUCAGGAUUCUGGUUGUUGGUGAAGUCGGAGCAGGAAAGUCCAGUUUUAUAAACUCAGUCAAUAAUGCAUUUCAAGGACGAAUCACCUCUGGGGCUCUUGUUGACAAGACAGGAGGUACCAGUUUCACAAAGCACUACAAAACUCAUUAUAUUGAAGCAGAGGAUGGCUCCAAUUUGCCUUUUGUCUUUAAUGAUAUCAUGGGACUUGAGGACAAAUUAUCUGGUGCAAAUACACAAGACAUUAUCAGAGCCAUAUACGGCUUACUUGAGGAAGGACACAAGUUUGAUGCACCUGUGACAGACGUUAAAUUCAGAAGCAACCCAAGUGUUGAGGAACAAACCACAUGCCUGGUCAACAUUAUUGCUGCAGACAAAAUAUCAAUGAUCAAUGAUGGGGUCAUUGAUAAGCUGAAAAAAAUCCGUCAGGCUGCUACCGAACUGAAUAUGCCUCAAGUAAUCAUCAUGACAAGACCAGAUGUAGCAUGUCCACUGAUUCAAAAGGACUUAAGGAAGAUCUACACCAGCAAGAAGAUCAAGGAGAAGAUGGAAGUGUGUAGUAAUACACUGGGGAUUCCUAUGAAUUACAUUUUCCCUGUGAAGAACUACCAUGAGGAGAUAGACACAGAUGAUGACAUGGAUCUUCUGAUUCUCAAGGCACUUGAUCAGAUUUUGUACAAUGCUGCUGACUGUUUAAAGGAAAAAACAUUUAAAUCUGUUGUAAAAACUGAGUAGGGACUGAGAUCACCAAUCCUUUGUGUAUUAAUGUAACCCAAAGUGAUUUACACAGCAUUUAAAAAUACACAGUAGGACACAUGAUUACCGAGUAAGAGGUAGAAGAAGAAGAAGAAGAAGAUGACACAUGAUUACUGCUGAUUGGAGAAGAGAACCAAGUAUUUAUUGCUAAACUAAUUGUAAUGCUGUGUUCUGUUUUUUAUGGAGCACAUUAAAAUUAUUUUACUUUAGUUACAGUUACUGAAUUAAAAUAAACCUUAAAAUAUAAGUGAGGAAUUUUAUGUACAUGUUAAUCUUACCAAUAAAAAAAAGGCUCUUACUUAAAGAACAAAACCCUUU